Messenger RNA from Brassica napus (rape), 801 nucleotides. Its product is annotated as 60S ribosomal protein L17-1-like. Gene Ontology annotation, molecular function: structural constituent of ribosome. Gene Ontology annotation, biological process: cytoplasmic translation. The transcript is spliced from 7 exons. Lineage: Eukaryota; Viridiplantae; Streptophyta; Magnoliopsida; Brassicales; Brassicaceae. The coding region runs from base 149 to 679 and encodes 176 amino acids. Gene Ontology annotation, cellular component: ribosome; cytosolic large ribosomal subunit. The record is from RefSeq and is a predicted model, not a curated record.
AUAAAAGCCUGCUAAUAGCCCAUUAAUAACGUAAUGAGAUGUAGCCCAAAAAGGCCCAAAUACACCUCGUCGUUUAGGGUUUCAUCUCUCCGAGUUUAUAUAUAAACUAAACCAUCAUCUAACGCAGAAUCUCUUCUCGUUGGCCGUCAUGGUGAAGUACUCGCAAGAACCCGACAAUUCCACCAAAUCUUGCAAGGCGAGAGGAGCAGAUCUCAGGGUCCACUUCAAGAACACUAGGGAAACAGCGCAUGCCAUCAGAAAGCUACCCUUGAUCAAGGCGAAAAGGUACUUGGAAGAUGUGAUAGCUCACAAGCAAGCUAUCCCCUUCACACGUUUCUGUCGUGGUGUUGGACGUACUGCUCAGGCAAAGAACAGGCAUUCAAACGGUCAAGGUCGUUGGCCUGCCAAGUCUGCUCAGUUCGUUCUCGAUCUUCUCAAGAAUGCUGAGAGCAAUGCUGAGGUCAAAGGGUUGGAUGUUGAUGCCCUUUUCAUUUCGCACAUCCAAGUGAACCAAGCAGCAAAGCAGAGGCGGAGGACAUACCGUGCUCAUGGAAGAAUUAAUCCUUACAUGUCAAACCCAUGCCACAUUGAGUUGAUAUUGUCAGAGAAGGAAGAGCCUGUGAAGAAAGAGCCGGAGACUAAGUUGGCCGCCAAGUCCAAAAACGGAGCCUCGUCUUGAGCCUAGGGACUGUAGUUAUCGUGUGGUCACAUUGUGUGAUAUAUUUUGUUCACUUUUAUUACUGCAAGACAACGCAGCCGAUUAAAAAACUUAAGAAUAUGAUUAUUGAAUUUUGGAUAACA